Messenger RNA from Oppia nitens, 1189 nucleotides. Its product is annotated as lachesin-like. The coding region runs from base 53 to 1189 and encodes 378 amino acids. Lineage: Eukaryota; Metazoa; Arthropoda; Arachnida; Sarcoptiformes; Oppiidae. The record is from RefSeq and is a predicted model, not a curated record. Gene Ontology annotation, cellular component: neuron projection. The transcript has 10 exons.
UUGUAAGUGUGUUAAAGUUUUACUGAUUGUUUUGUUUGAUUGAUUGAUUGAGAUGUCGGACAUAUUAUAUAUAAUUGAGUGCAAAUUGAUGCCAAAUUUUAUCGAUUCAAUGGCCAACGUGUCGAUAGCAGCGGGACGUAACACAAUGCUUGAGUGCACUAUCAAUAAUCUCGGCAAUUAUACGGUGGCCUGGCUCAAAAUGGAAAAUAUAGAUAUUAAAGAUAAAUCCACAUCAGAUAUGACACUAUUGACAGUACAUACCCAUACCGUUACGGAAGACCAACGCAUCCGUGUAUCGCAUAAUAACUAUCGUCAGUGGUAUCUACACAUCAAAACAGUCAAACCACACGAUAAAGGGUGGUAUAUGUGCCAAAUAAAUACGGAGCCAAUGAUAACAUCGAUUGGUUACGUGGAUGUAUUAAUUCCGCCAUCGAUAGUCGAUUCGGACACGAGUUCGGAUACAGCAGUCGAUGAAAGACAGCGGCUAUCGUUGCGCUGUCGGGCUAAUGGUUACCCACAACCGACUAUUACGUGGCGCCGGGAGGACAACAAAGAUAUUAAUUUGGGUCUCUAUGGCGGCAAAAAAUAUUCAGCAACUAAAGUCGAGGGCGAGUAUCUAAACAUCAGUCAAGUUACUAGAGAUGAUAUGGGAGCCUAUCUGUGUAUAGCAUCCAAUUCAGUGCCGCCCAGUGUUAGCCAAAGGAUUAUCGUUAGAGUUAAUUUUCGCCCAAAAAUUAAAGUAACCAAUCAAUUGGUCGGCUCAUCAUUGGGUAGCGAUGUCACCGUUGACUGUAUAUGCGAGGCAUCCCCUCAGCCGAUCACCUAUUGGAUCCGUUCGGACGGAACCAUACUAUUGUCGUCAUCCGAUAAAUAUCAGACACAAGAAGAAUACGAUUCCUAUAGGACACGGAUGUUGCUGAAGAUUACCGAUUUGGAUGAUAAAGAUUUCGGUAGUUAUAAAUGUGUGGCCAAAAACAGUUUAGGAGAAAAGGAAGGACUGGUCAGACUGUACGAGGUUCAAAUGCCGCACAACUCUGAACUGGCGUCCAGCGUAUGGCCGCCCAGUUUGUUGGCACCGGCAGUAAUGGACAACAAUAACGGGAACGUAUCGUUUGUCAGGUUGUCGUCGUCAUCAUCGGGCGGUUCACAGCAGCCAAUAAAUGGUGACCAAACCAGACUACAAGGUUAG